AACAAGAUAUACCUAAAUUAGCGUACAAAUAAGGCUUAUCUUUUCGUGAUUUUCCGAAUUAUAUCUUUAAGUGCAAUAUACAAGGUGUGCCAAUAAGCAUGGUACAAUCGAAAAAAGUGAUUGAUUCUACUCUUGAAAAAAUAAAUCAAAAAUGUAAAAUAAAAUUUUUUGAUAUGGCACUUCGCUUUCAAUAAAAUCAAAUGUGAAAAUUUGUUUAACAUAUGUAAAUUUGUUUAAUUACCGACGGUAUGAGAAAAUAGAAUUUGAACUUUGAAUCGAUCAAAAGCUUUUAAUUUAUUUGUAAUCCAAGAAAAAGAUAAAAUUUGGAACUUUGAACGUAUUUAGUUAAGAAUUGGUGGAGAACACGCGUACUAGAUAAAUUUUCAAAUGUUAUUUUCUUGGAAACAAAUAAAGCAUCCUAUGAAAAAAUUUUAUUCUACAUUUUUGACCUAUCUUCGCCCGUAAAGUAACCUCCUGUCAACUGUUCAGUUUAUGUGUUCUCUUCAAUACGGAAUUAAACUUCAAGUAUGCUUCUAGGCUUGACAAAUUUUCAAACUCGAUUUUUUCGAAAACGGAGUCAUAUAAACAAAUUGUAUUCUAUAUUUUCGACUUGCUUGUCACGUAGAAUCAUAAAAGUAACAUUUAGAAACAUUCCUUGCCAACUAUAUAACUAUACCUCCUGAUUGUUAGAAUACUUUAUAUAACGAUAUAAAUAAUGUUAAAAAAUAUAUAAGUUAAAUAGAUGUAUAAUAAACAGAAAAAAUGUAAACCUUAUCUUUAAAUAUUUACUCUUUAAAAUUGGUCCACACAUAUACACAAACAAUCUUAUAACACACGGUGAAAGUAGAUAAAUCGUCCUACUUAUAAGUUUAUGAAAGAAAGGCUAAAUUUGCAUUCUUUACAUAGAUGUCUGAUAACUUUUCUUCUUCUUCAAUUUCUAAUACAUAAAGAACUUAUAAUCUUUACUUACUUACGAGUAAAUGAACCGUUAUUUUAUUUAGCUGUAUUCAUUUACGUGUCCUGAAAUUUGUGCUGUCUCGUUUUCGCAGAUUUCUUGAUUCAAAUUUCAUAGAUUUUAGGAAGAAAAUAUGUAGUGAUAUAUAUAUUGACAUAAUUAAGUCAAUACAGAAAUAUAUCAUUAUAUUUACAUAUCAUAAUAUUAGUUAAACAUGUUUGAAUUUAAAUUAACCUAAAAAAAUAUUUUUCUAGUCACCUAAUCUAAAGAUAAUUUGCUAAAAAAUAAUAUAAUAUACGCCAGAAAUUUUGAGGAAAGAACUGGAAAUACAAUAUAUUAACGCCAAUAGUACUUUGUGUUUACGUUUUGUAAUUCAUCUAUUAUAAUUUGAUAAAGUAAAAUAAAUCUACUUUGAUUAACUCAUUUCUAUUAUUGUUAUUACUGAUAAUGGCACAAAUAAAUCAAAGCAUAUGUUUAACAUUACCUAAAAGUAUAACAAAACAAAUUAGUACAUGUGAAAAUAGUGAACAAUAUAUCACGAAUUUUCUACAAAAUGCAUUGCCUUCCUCUGAUAUUGGUUCGGUAGCAGAUGAGUUAAGAAAGUCACUAAUUUUUGCUAAGCAUAAAAAUAAAUGGAACAAGAAAAAACGAUGUCAAGGAAAGUUAUUAACUAGUAGGAAACGAAUGCAGCUUGGUUUACGUAAGAUUAGUUGCAAAAGUGAUAUGAAAUAUACAGCCUUAUUACCAUUAAAUCAGUUAUGGCUAAAUUAUAUGGAACAAGUACUCGGCUCCAAGUUUUUUAAUAAUAUUCCAAAAGAUUCUACAGAUCCAAAUUGGGAAUAUGUUAAUCAACAGUUAAUUAAAGCAGAUUUUCAUGGUGCUGAAAUUUCCAUUGUUGGAUCAAAAUGUCCUAGUUUGGUUGGAUUAAAUGGCAUUGUAGUUCAAGAUACAAAAAAUAUUUUCAGAAUUUGUGGAAGAGAUAAUAUUAUGCGAACAAUACCUAAAGAUAAUGUUAUUAUAAAUAUUUAUUUAAAAAACAUAAAAUUGGAAUUCUUUGGAAAAGAUCUUUCUAUAAGACCUACCGAACGAACAAUAAAAAAGUUUAAAUGUGGACGUAUAUACGAACUAUAGUCUGUUGUAAUUAAUAAAUAAAUCUGUUGUAAUUUUUGUAAAAUUAGAAAUAAACUUCCUUUUUAAUAUGUGUAAAA
Molecule: messenger RNA, 2163 nt
Organism: Bombus terrestris (buff-tailed bumblebee)
Lineage: Eukaryota; Metazoa; Arthropoda; Insecta; Hymenoptera; Apidae
Gene: Pop4
Product: ribonuclease P protein subunit p29
Exons: 6
Coding region: 1403-2086 (227 amino acids)
Biological process (GO): rRNA processing; tRNA 5'-leader removal
Cellular component (GO): ribonuclease P complex; ribonuclease MRP complex
Molecular function (GO): ribonuclease P RNA binding
Source: RefSeq, a predicted model, not a curated record